Microbotryum saponariae is the source of this 255-nucleotide messenger RNA. NCBI's taxonomy places the organism in Eukaryota, Fungi, Basidiomycota, Microbotryomycetes, Microbotryales, Microbotryaceae. The record is from the annotation of a GenBank genome assembly.
AUGUCCAACCAAGAACAGGGAUUCAAGAUCCAACCCCACCCGGCCAAGGACAACAUCGCGCCGUCGUUCCCCGGUUCCGACGCCGAAGGGACAGCCGGUCUCGGCGGAGCGCCCAACCUCGCCCAUCUGCACAAGGCCCAGGACCCAACCCAGGCCAAGGGUCCCCAUGUGCCCAAGGAUGAGAUCGCGAUGAAGUUGGAGCAGCCCAAGAGUAGGGAGGAAUUGCAGGGUUUGGCCAAGAGCUUGAACGAGUAG